Messenger RNA from Anas platyrhynchos (mallard), 3718 nucleotides. It is a transcript of the gene BAIAP2, whose product is annotated as BAR/IMD domain containing adaptor protein 2. Lineage: Eukaryota; Metazoa; Chordata; Aves; Anseriformes; Anatidae. The record is from RefSeq and is a predicted model, not a curated record. Gene Ontology annotation, cellular component: cytosol; nucleoplasm. Gene Ontology annotation, molecular function: cytoskeletal adaptor activity; protein binding. Gene Ontology annotation, biological process: actin filament bundle assembly; plasma membrane organization; actin crosslink formation.
AAGCGGCGGCCCCGUUGCGCUGUGCUGCUCUCCGUGCGCCCCGCACCGCCCGGCCCCGCUCCGCACCGUUGCGCACCGCCUGCCCAUGGUGCUGCCCGGCCCGCCCGGCAUGGCCCGCUCCGAGGAGGUGCACCGCCUCACCGAGAAUGUCUACAAGACGAUCAUGGAGCAGUUCAAUCCCAGCCUCAGGAAUUUCAUUUCUAUGGGGAAGACCUACGAAAAAGCCUUAGCAAGUAUGACAUACGCAGCAAAAGGAUACUUCGAUGCUCUGGUUAAGAUGGGAGAGCUGGCCAGCGAAAGCCAAGGAUCCAAGGAGCUGGGAGACGUGCUCUUCCAGAUGGCAGAAGUCCACCGGCAGAUCCAGAACCAGCUGGAGGAGAUGCUCAAGUCCUUCCACAACGAGCUCCUGACGCAGCUGGAGCAGAAGGUGGAGCUGGACUCGCGCUACCUGAGCGCUGCGCUGAAGAAAUACCAGACAGAGCAAAGGAGCAAGGGCGACUCGCUCGACAAGUGCCAGGCAGAGCUGAAGAAACUCCGCAAGAAGAGCCAAGGAAGCAAAAACCCCCAGAAGUACUCGGACAAGGAGCUGCAGUACAUCGAAGCCAUCAGCAACAAGCAAGGGGAGCUGGAAAACUACGUCUCGGACGGGUAUAAGACGGCUCUGACGGAGGAGAGGAGACGGUUCUGCUUCCUGGUGGAGAAGCAGUGCGCGGUGGCGAAGAGCGCCAUCACCUACCACGCCAAGGGGAAGGAGAUGCUGACGCAGAAGCUCCCCCUGUGGCAGCAGUCCUGCUCCGAUCCCAACAAGAUCCCGGACCGCGCCAUCCAGCUGAUGCAGCAGAUGGCUGCCAGCAGCAAUGGCACCAUCAUGCCCAGCCCUCUGUCUACAUCCAAGUCCAACCUCAUCAUCUCUGACCCCAUCCCCGGUGCCAAACCUCUCCCUGUCCCCCCGGAGCUGGCACCUUUUGUCGGACGCAUGUCGGCGCAGGAGGCCAUGCCGGUGGUGAACGGAGCCUCGGGCACAGACAGUGACGAUUACAGCCACUGGGCUGAGGUGAAGCCAGCACAGCCCAAAUCUUUAUCUCCUCCCCAGCCUCAGAAGCAGCUGAGCGACUCUUACUCGAACACGCUUCCAGUUCGCAAAAACGUGCAGCCGAAAAACAGCUACGCCUCAGCCGAAAACAAGACGCUGCCGCGCUCCAGCUCCAUGGCCGCAGGGCUCGAGAGGAACGGCAGGACGAGGGUGCAGGCCAUUUUCUCUCACGCUGCCGGAGAUAACAGCACCCUCCUGAGCUUCAAGGAGGGCGACCUCAUCACGCUGCUGGUGCCGGAGGCCAGGGAUGGCUGGCACUACGGGGAGAGCGAGAAAACCAAACUGAGGGGCUGGUUUCCUUUCUCCUACACGCGUGUCCUCGACAACGAUGGCAGUGAGCGGGUGCACACGAGCCUGCAGCAGGGGAAGAGCAGCAGCACGGGCAACCUGCUCGACAAAGACGACAUCGCCAUCCCUCCACCCGAUUACGGCAUGUCCUCGCAAGCCUUCCCGUCGCAGAACGUCAACACCUUCAAGCAGAGGCCGUACAGCGUGGCCGUGCCCGCCUUCUCCCAGGACUACCUUAUGCCCUAUGGUUGUGCAAUUAAAGACUAUUCCAGUGGCCUCUGCCAACCACCCUCCGCCCACUACAAGCCUUACGCUAGGUCGACAGCUGGUCUCGAUGACUACGGGACGAGGUCAGUUAGCAGAAACCCCUUUGCCAACGUCCAGCUGAAGCCGACCGUGACGAACGACCGCUCGGCUCCGCUCAUCAGCUGAUGCCGGGAGCGCUGCCGCCGUGCCGGGUGGCACACGCCGCCUCCUCAUCGCCCGGUGCAUGUCUGCCUCCCCAGACCUUCAUUUUUAGGCAGAGUUUAUUUAAUCCUGCUGCUUCCAAAGCCAAAGGCUAAAGCUAGUGCCCUGAUUCUCUCACCCUUCUCUACAUCCUUCCUCCUCGCGGAGGCAGAGGGUUAAACCCCUGCCCCUGCCCCGACCCCCUGCUUGUGCAGACGGGAGCGCGGCGCUCUCGGCACCUCUCCUGUAGCCAGGUUUGCUUCUAGGAUUAGCAGCAGAUCGCAGGGCUGGGGAGAACGGCCUCAGCUGGCAGCUCCCCGAGGGCUCCCUGCUCUCCAGGGUGCAGCAGAGGGGAGAUGGGGCCCCCCCGGCUGGGCGGGUGCCCUCAGGCCCCCCAUAAUCCAAGGGGGGCUGAGCCCCACAGCCAGUGCUCAGCCUCCUGCGGGACCUCGGCCACUGGUGCCAGGGCUGCAGCCUGGGGAUGGGGCCGGCCUCUGCUCCCGGAGCUGCUGCAGCACCACGGCAGCGUGCACAGGGGGUGUCACGGUACUGCUGUAAGAUAUAAGCUAGGAAAAUACUUGAGGAGGGGCGGGCUCCGCGGAUGGGUGCCUGGGGUGGCUGCAGCGCCCAGGCCAUGGGGCAAGCUGGUGUUUGAAGGAGCGCUCCCCUAACAGGCUCGCCCCUCGAGCCCUCUCGCUUUGCUGGUUUCCCUUCCUCUAUUCCAAGGCUGCAUGAGCCCGAUAUAUCCACACGUAUACUCGCUGAGCUUACUGCUAGGGUGCGCGCCCACGAGCGAGCGCGCUGCACGGCGCUGGUGGCGCAGAGCUGCCGGCAGGAGGGGGCACCCUGCCCCGAAUCCCCCCAAUCCCCAACCUCAUCGCAGGAGCCGCUGUGGGGCUGGGGUGUGCUGCCCAAAUGGGAAUGGGUUUUCCAGGCAGGAUUUGCAUCUUCGCUGUGCCUGCAGCCGGGUGCCUGCGGCUGGCACCAGCGGGGCAGUGCCUCUGCGCUCCUGCCUCCCGCUCUCGUUGCCUUUUUGCACUUUUUAAUUGCUAGAGCUCAGAGGACCCCCUCGGUGGUUGCUUUGACGGUAGGUUUAGCCCAGGUAGCAAAGAGCCCCGAAUGCCUCAGCCGCUGUCUGCGGGUUCCACUUUAGGGCUGCUUCCCAGUUAGGCUCGGUUGCUGCUGUGCCCCUCUGAUGUGCGGCAGUUCCCCGGCACAGAGCGCAUCCUCCUGGGACCAGCCGGCUUCUGUCUGCUCCCCCGGGCACGGUUCUCUCCUGGCCACGGUGCUGUGUCUUCUACAAGGCUGUGCACCACCGCAGCCCCCAGCACCCUGCGCACCAGAGCCCCCCUCCUGCUUCCUCCGCUCUGCGUCCCCGGGGUGCUCACCUCCAGCUCCGCGGCUGCCACAACGCGCGUGGGAAGCUGCCACCGAAGUGUGUCCAAACCAGUAACACCCCAAAAAUGCAGUGCCGGGGCUGUGCAGAGCCUCCUGUCCGUGCCUGUGCCACAGGUGGGGGGAGAUCAGUUGGGAGCUGGGGGCAGCCACGCGGUGCCAGCCUUCGCCGUGCCUUCUUGGGGUCCCACAGGAGCUGGGGGGGCACCAGUUGAGGUGAAGGCCACAGGCAGAUGGGGGCAAGGGGAAGGGGCUCUGCUGGGGCGCAGGGCCACAGGAUAGGGCUGGGGGCUCGUGGCCAGGCAGGGGUCAGCCCCAGGUUCCACCUCGCCGCCAGCCCCACGUCGUCCUCUUCCAGCCCCACAGCAAGGGCCGCCCCCCCCCGGGGGCUUCGCUGCACCUCCUGGCUUGGUGGCACCUGCAAGAUGUAACCUGAAAGAAUUUUUUAUGAAAAAAGUAAUUUAUGAGCAAUAAAAUUUACCCCCCCACACACAC